AUGAUCGGACCGCGAAGCGAGCCGCAGGAGCGACUAACGCACAUCCUCAUGGAUCACGACCUACAUCCGAACCCCAGAGGCGAUUACAUGAUCCCCUCCUUGGAGAGCCCUUUGUGGCAGACUUUGAAGGUGCCGGAAGCCACCCGCAAGAGCAUCAUCCAGCGGAUCAGCCGUAUCCCGCACGAAGUUUUGUCGCAGCGGGUGAGCUGGAGCGGCGACUCGGAAAUUUGGGUGGGGCGCCACAAAAUCAGCUGCCGCUCCCGGGACGUCCAAGCCUUAGACUCCAGAUGGGUCUUUGCUCCAAAAGACCAAAGCAGCAAACCCUUGGAAAUUGCGAGGUUAUUGGCGCUGUACAGUGUCUUUGACAAUCCUCUGAGCCAUCGUCGCAACGGGGUGCACCUGGGCCUGGACCCGGUGAUUCGCCGGCACUGCGACUUCGAGCUCUUCGCCUCGCCGCUGAACGCGGCGGUGCCCAACGGCCACUUCUCCAGCAAAUGGCCACACGUGGAGUGGCGUUUUGGCUCCAUCGGCUCUUACCCAACGGUCAUCGACCAUCUUCCCGUCAACUCGGUGGUGUGUAUCAACCCGCCCUUUACGGACGGGGCUGUGGGCUUUUUUGGAGGGGAAGCCUACCUCGCGGACGUGAUGGCACGCCUGGCCGAGCUGAAGCUGCGCUUCCGCUUGCGCAUGGCGGUGCCCAUCCUGGAAGCUCCGUGGCGGAAGAAGCUGCACAGCUCCCUGCCGGUGCCCCAGUUGCUGAAAACCUACUACGAUGCCACUGCAGAGACACCUGCAGACGUGCUUCAUCCCACCCUGUUGUGGGAGGACCCGAGGUGCCCUCCAAGACCCAGCACUCAGAACGAGAAAGGCCUAGGAGAUGGGACAGUGAUCACUUCGGCUCCCCCGUUGGUGCCCAUGGGUCGAAUGGAUGGCUCGCUUGCCUCCAUGGUGGAGGGUCAGAUGGGUCGCGAGUGUCGCCUGAUCCUGUGA
Molecule: messenger RNA, 990 nt
Organism: Cladocopium goreaui
Lineage: Eukaryota; Dinophyceae; Suessiales; Symbiodiniaceae
Source: the annotation of a GenBank genome assembly